Cydia pomonella (codling moth) is the source of this 6832-nucleotide messenger RNA. RefSeq lists its product as uncharacterized. Bases 245 to 2533 code for a protein of 762 amino acids. Gene Ontology annotation, cellular component: extracellular region; cell surface; plasma membrane. The record is from RefSeq and is a predicted model, not a curated record. Lineage: Eukaryota; Metazoa; Arthropoda; Insecta; Lepidoptera; Tortricidae. The transcript has 11 exons. Gene Ontology annotation, biological process: regulation of signal transduction; regulation of protein localization to membrane; cell migration.
UGCGAUUGCCAGCCUUGAUGAUGAAGUUAGAUGAACUAAUUUACAUUGCAGUCGAACUGCGGCCAUCAUGGAUCGUAGUUGAUUGGAAGUCGCGAUUUAGUGGUCACGUUUAUAUUAUUAGUUUUAAUUAAGAAAUUUAAGAAUACUUUUUUUUUAAAGAAACAAAUUAAAGACUAAAUACUCCUUGAUUUAUCUAUUUACAUCAAUACAUAUUGAUGUAUAUAAAGAGUAAAUUGUUAAAGCCAUGACUGUGAGAGAGUGUUAUUGUGUUGAACUGUCGCCCAGCAAAAAAUCGAUUUACGGAUUGAGAAUGAGAAAAAUAUUGUUAGUGCUGGUAUUUACCAGUUUAAUGAUUAGUUCUUGUGUCGCUGAUUUGGAACUAUCAUGCACAAACGUGCGAAAUGUCUUUGAAAAGAAAGGAAUGUUGUCGGUGGUCGACAUACAGGAGCAGCCUAACUCGGAUGCGGAUGGGUUAUGCGGGACGCACGGAUGCUGCGGCGCGGCGGCGCGCGCGCCGCUCACGCAGCAGGCGCGCAGGCAGCUCGAGGACGCGCUGCGCAGUGAGCUCGGCAAGCUGGCGGACGUACUCAGCAACAGGGCCAAACGGUUUGACGACUUCUUCCGCAAGCUGCUGCAGAUCUCGCGCGAGGGCUUUCACGCCAUGUUUAAGCGCACGUACGGGAUGAUCUACGAGCAGCAUUCAUACGUCUUCGAGCAGCUCUUCGAACAGCUCGAACGGUACUACACUCUCGGCGACACCAACUUCGAGCACAUGAUGGAUCAUUUCUUUGGCAUACUUUACCAGAAGAUGUUCAGCGUGCUCAAUGCUCAAUACAGUUUCGAUGAAAAGUACUUGAAAUGCGUGAACGAGCACAUGCGCGAGAUCCAACCAUUUGAGGACGUGCCGCACAAGCUGUCAGUGCAGCUGCGGCGCGCCUUCGUGGCCACGCGCACCUUCCACAAAGCGCUGCGCGCCGGCGCCGACGUCGUGCGCAACAUGAUGCAGGUGGGGGUGGGCGAGGAGUGUGCGGCGGCGUGGGCGCGGCUGCGCUGGUGCGGCGCGUGCGGCGCGGUGGCGGCGCCCGCCUGCAGCCGCUACUGCCACAACGUGCUGCGCGGCUGCCUGCCUGCGCACGCCGACCUCGCUGACAACUGGGACGCCUACGUCGACGCUGUGGAAAAGGUAGCCGAUCGACUUCUUGGUCCAUUCAAUAUCGCCAUGGUGGUAGAACCGAUCGACAUAAAGAUAUCCGAGGCCAUUAUGAGCUUUCAAGAGCACAAUCAAGAGAUCUCCCAGAAGAUCUUCGCCGGGUGCGGCAAGCCAGUGCUAGGCGGCGGCGGCGGCAGCGGGGCCUUCUUCGCGCCCGAGCGCAGCCGCCGCUCGCCGCGCGCGCCGCCGCCCCUGGCCCGUUACCGCCCCGCCGCCAAUGACAUGGACGAUUUCGAGAUCGAAGCGUCCUUCGAGAGUCUAGUCAACGACGAUCCUUCCCUCCUCAGCCUGAGGACACCAGAAGGUAUCAAAAAGAUAACGGACGAGAUGGCCGAACAUGCCAAGUUGAGAGAGCGAUUCUUGCAAUAUAUGAGGGGAAAUAUCGAUUUAGAAGCGUACGAAGAACACGAGAGACGAAAACGAGACGCGGAACCCGAACCCGCCGGAGGCGCUGAAAUUGACUUCAGGUCGUACGAGUUCGCCGGCAAACGGGGCUCCAAGAAGAAGAAGCCCGUCGUCAAGGCGGAAGACGGCCACGGGUCGGAGUGGGCGGGGCCGGCGCUGGAGAAACUGGUGCGCGAGACGCGGCUGCGCGUGCGCGCCACGCAUCACUACUGGAGCCACCUGCCCGCGCUGCUGUGCAGCCCGGCCAGCGUCACCAGCGCGCCCUGCUUCAACGGCACGCACAGCGCGAGCUAUACGUUGAGUUCGGCGGGCGAGGGCAGCGAAGCGCUGGCCGCCAACCCGGAGGUGCGCGGCGCGGCGCGCGCGGCGGCCGCCGUGGCGCGCGCGCAGCUCGACGCGCUGCCCGCGCUCACCGCGCGCCUCAAGGACGCCUACAACGGCGUUGAAGUGCAGUGGAAGGACGACAGUGAUUCUCUGGCGGCGGUGGAGUCGCAAAUGCACUCGCUGACGGAGCCGGGGUCGGGGUCGGGGUCGGGUGACGACGCUGACGACGAGGACGCUCGCGACCGCCUGCCCGACGACGACGAAGACCGCGACUCGCCCACAGACUAUCCUGAAGGGUCGGGCGAGGGUCCGCGUAGGGACGACGAAGACUCGCUGGGGCCAGAGGCGGAGGAGCCGUCGGGCACCGAGCGCGCCGCGCUGCCGGCGCCGCCGGGGCUGCCGGGCGUGGUGGACAGCCCCGAGACCCGCAACGUGCAGGUGCGCGGGCACGUGGGCGCGGCGCCGCCGCCGCCCGAGCCGCCCGCGCCGCCCGCCGCCGCCGCCGCGCGCCCCUCGCUGCAGAAGGCGCUCUUCACCUACGCGCUGCCGGUCGUCUGCGCGUGGUUCGGCACCAUCAUCACCGACUUGAUAUAACCGCACCCUCAUUACUUCAGUGUUGGACUUAUUACUUGAUCGAUUGUGCAAGAGGCCGUUGCGGACGUGUGCGGGGUACCAGCAAGUUAAAUCUGCUAGUGGCCUCUGACCUCUAAAGUGUAUUGUGAAUUUCCACACGUGACGUUUCGGAUGAACUGAAGAGAAUGAAUCGGAUAGUAGUAUCCUAGUCAGUAAAAGCGGAAGUCGAAUGGCGUGUGAGCGCUGCUGUGAUAAAAAGAAGUGGACAGGUUAUGCCUACUAAAAAUAUAGGAAAGAAUGUCUGAGCAUGAACUUCCUAGAAAAUUUGUAAAACGAUUUACAACCACUGAGAAAUAUAGUGGAUUUUAUUUAUUUUUUUUAUAUUAGUGUUAGUCCUGGUUUUUUAUACUAUCCAUUUUUAAGGGACGCAUGAAUAUUGUCUCCGAUAGGUGGCAUUUAUUUAAAAUUGAGUCGUGUGGGGGACCCGGCGGCUCAAGCUUUAGGUAUGGCCCGAUGUUGCCGCCGCGCAGUUGGCAUGAGAUCCAUCACCGACCACAAACGGUCACUCCCGACAAAGUCCCCGUGGGUGCAGCAGGCGGAUGGAGUGUGGCACAGUUAUAAAUCCGUACGAGUGGCUGAAAAUAUAAUACUGCCAUCGGUUUGCCACUGCCGAGCACAUUUUAUUAUUGUGCAUGAAGUUUAAAAUUUAACUUAGCUAGUGAAUGUAAUAUGUCUAUUGUUAUGCAUCAGAUUAAUGUAUGUAUACUAUAUUGUGAGUCUGUGUGGAAUGCUAAUGAUUAAACUUGGAUGUUUAUGUGUAUUUCUCCAUAUUGAAUAUUUAUACAUAUUUUAUGUAUACAUACUUAUUUUUAGCCAUUACUUUAAUUCUAAGAGCAAAUCCACAUAAUGACUUUUUUACGUUAAAAAUGACUUAACUAAUGUACAUAUAACUUAGACUAAAUAUUAAAAUUAAUUUAAGAGACUGAUUCGCUUUCGUUUAUUUUAUAUAAAUAAUAUAGCUAAUUUUAUUUGAUCAUAUGCGACGGUUAAGCAAAAAAUAUUGUGAUGUAACUAUAUCGCUUUUAUAUCAUAUUUGUUUUUUACAAGGGUUUCCUAGUAUCAUUUUUUAUAUAUGAAUUUGAAUACUACUUGAGAGCCAAUUUUUGUAAGUAAAAGUUUCUCCCCUUGCGCCCGCUGUCCGCCGCCGACCUCGUCUCAUGGCAGUGUGAAGCGCACCUUCAUUUCGAUAAGCUUCACCAUGUCGAGCUGGAGUCAUGAGCUAGUGGAUAUUAUGUACAUGUUUUUACUAACGACAUGCUUUGCCAUACUAAAAAAUAGGAAAUUUACUAUCAUAAAUGUAAUAAUGUGUACGCUAAUUCUUAUUUUUUAAAGCAUUAUUUCCAUCUAUGAAAUGUAAGAUUAAAUGUAAAUUUAUAUAUUAACUCCGUACCAUGCACUCAUUGUCUACAGCAAUUUAGGCCCGCAGCCUGCCUUGAAACAAUUAUGAUAUCAGAACUUUUAUAUUCAUUAAUAAAAAAUCCGGUCAAGGACCACUCGGCUCGCCACGCGCCGCGACCCGCCGUGCACGAACAACACGCGUGCCUGCCAAUUCCUACAGUUGGUAUUAGACACAUUUAUUUGUUUAAUAUCAUUACAAAGCAGCUGUGUGUAAGUCUUGAUUGAGACAAAAUCUAAAAAAAUAAAUAAAUAUAUAUAUAUAUAUAUCGAGUUGCACGAGUACGCGGGCUAUAUAUACCUAUCGCCAGCUGAACGCGAUAUGUGCAAGCUACGGGACCAAAUUAAUAAUAUAUUAUAUGCCUGUUUUGUGUCAUUUGCAUUGUGCUUAUUGUAUAUUCAUUAUUAGUUACUAUGUAUCUUUUUGUUUUUUCCAAAGGAAUUGAUGCGCAAGAAAUUGAUUAAAUGUCUCACUUAUAUAUAUAUAAUCUAGCCAACGAAGCGCAGCUAUAUACGCAAAUUGUUGCACCCUGAAUUCAUAUUCAGGGGCGUUAUGGUUAUUGGUUACAAGAGCCCACGCCGCGCCGCUCUCCAUAGCUACAACAUCAUUUUCAUUUUCAUUUUCAUUCAAUUAUCUAAAACCUAUACACUACUUCUAGUUACGACCUUUAACUGUCUUACAAGAACCUGAAUGUGGUUUUCAGAAUAAGAACGCAUACUAUAAAUUAGUAAGUAGUUGAAAAAAUCAUGGAACAAAAGGAACUAGUUCAUGAAUAAAAUUAGUUUCAAAAUUCAAUAAUAUUCUGCAAGUUGGCCUCAAGGGCUAUUUUACAAGUCAAUAGUGGGUUAAUAGUAGUUUUAUAAGAACGGUAGUGCGAUAGUCUCAUUAAGUGAACGCCCACAGGCGUCAACUAAAUCCACAAUCUUACUCUGAAACCACUUUGGGAUAUGAAGUGUGAACCAUUGGUGGAGGUUACUAAAGUAUUUGGUCUGACAACUAAGCCUGUAAAUUGAACGCUUUCAAUAUAUAAUCUUAAAAUAAUAUGAAGACACAACCAGAACAUUGCGGUUAUUAUCAGAUUUUAACUGAACAAUUUGUAAUACUGUAUAGACUUAUUGUAAAUAUUGUAUUUCAUGUUAUAUAAAAUUAUAUAAUUAAACUACUUUCAUGAAAAGUGAAUGUGGCUAGUAGUAGUUUUUAUACAUUUAACGAAACAGGGUACCGAGUUGAUUCAUUAAACCUACAGCGAUAGUGCAGGAGUAAAUAAUGCCACGUCCUAACAGUGACCCGACGAGCAGGGUGGCUGCUCGCGCUGCGACCACGCUGGUAUCUGCGCUACAGGCGGACUACUGCAAUUUAUGAUCGCCAUACGACAAGUAGCGCGGUGCCCAAUCCAAUUUUUGUUUUGUGAGUUCUGAAGCUUUUAUGUUUUCGGUACUUUCAAUUAUUUAUGUACUGUUCAACUGUUUUGUUACAACAAAUUUCUUAUCUGUGAUGAUGUUUUAAUUGCUUCAUAACUACAUCAAUAUCGAUUUGGUAAUAACAUUCAAAUUUCGAACAUCUCUGAAAAAAAAAGCAAUUCCAUUUCAUCUCUCUUCUAAUAUCAAUCGAGAUGCCGUUUUGUUCGAAAUAAAAUGUUAAUAGGCGGGUCCACACAGAGUAACCAGACGCCCGAGGGAAUCUCCUCCGCGAACAAACCGGCCGAGGCCCGUCUACUUUGGCUCGCUCUGUGUGGACCCGCCUAUAUGCAUGCUAUUUUGACAAAUCUCGCAUGUUAGUUUGUAUCGAACGAUACGGAAAUAGGCCCCUCAGGCGACUUUAGUAAGACUGAAUAAAUAAAAAAACAAGAAUGCGUGACAUGCGUGAAAAACCUUUUAUUUACCGCUAUUUGACGUACAGUUUAUCCUUUAAUUAGCCUGGGGAGCCUGGGGUCCGCUUGAAAACUAAUCCCCAGAAUUGGCGUAGGCACUAGUUUUUACAAAAGCGAAUGUCAUCUGACCUUUCAAUCCAGAACCUUAUUGGGAUUAGUCCGGUUUCCUCACGUAUUUCCCUUCACCGAAAAGCGACUGGUAAAUAUCAAAUGAUAUUUCGUACAUAGGUUCCGAAAAACACAUUUGAAACUUAGCACAGCCCUGGCGCACGCAGUGGCGCCCGCCUGGUGGGCGCUCGGCGUACAGUACUGGUUUAAUCAUAAUGUGAAUUUGCCAACCCGCACAGCGGGCGCUUAUAUAUAUUGCCCGGUUCUUGGGGUAGCGUGCCGUUUUUCGUCUGGCAGUGAAUGUGUUAAGACACUUCGUCCGUUUCUUAAACCCACACCCGUAUUUUAAUGCCUUUCUUUAUGUAGCAGUCACAUAAACUACUAUUAUACAAUAAUACAUUACGAUACGAUAUUGUAUCGGUCGCGGCCACUCACCGUCUUUAGUAACCGCAACAAUUAGUAAAAUAAAAUAACCGAUUAAGUGCAGUGCGAGAGGAGCCUGUCUGUUCUGUUAGGCUGUGGCAUAAAUGAUAAAUAUACGAGUGGAAAAUGUCAUGCGUGUUAUAUGUAUUUAUACAACACUGGAAACUGCUCAAAUUUACUUAGUAUUGACAUUAACAUGGCCCACUGAUGUGAAAAGUCUACAAUUUCUAUCGCGAGAAACAGCAGCCGGUUUGAAUGCCAAUGGGGAGUCUAGUCAAACAGUGUAAUGGCAUUGGAACUGAUCGCAUGAUAUCGGGCAGUUUCUGCGUGCACGGCGGAGACCGGGGCGUUCGUUGUAAAUUGUAGUUAAAAUGUUAUCACAGUCGGUAUUGCAAUGGUGUUUUGGAAAUAUAUAUAUAGUAGAUAUUCAAUUUAAGAUCAAAAAUAAACAAUAACAUGUGAA